AUGCUCACCACCUCAACAACAGCUCACCAAAUCCGCAUCUUAAUCGAUCCAGGUUCCGAAAUCUCGUUCAUCUCCGAAGAACUCACCCGUCUGCUCAACCUUCGGAGACACAGAUCAUCCAUCACAAUCAUUGGUGUUGGUGGAACAAAAUCAACUGAAACAAAGGGUGUGGUCACUGUCACACUCCAAUCAAUGCAUUCACAACAGACUGUCUGCAUCCAGGCGCACGUGCUCACAGCCGUAUCGACAAUCCUGCCAUCGUUCUCAAUGAGAACUCCGGAUUGGCCUCACAUUAGAAAAUUGAGGUUGGCGGACAAUGAUUUCUUGACACCACGACCAGUCGAUUUAAUCAUUGGAGCGGAUUUCUACGGAAGGAUCAUCAAGCCAAAUAUCAUCAAGGGCUCACCAACAACACCAAUUGCUCAACUUUCCAUUUUUGGAUGGCUCGUCAUUGGCCCAGUCAACGAAUCACAUGCAAAUACUCAUUAUUCACAUUUUGCAGUUGCUCAAGACGACCAGAGCAAUCUGCAAGAGCUGCUCACCAAAUUCUGGGUUCAAGAGGAAUCACCAAUGGAUACUCCAAGCACGCUCACUCCGGAGGAAGAAGAAUGCGAAUCACAUUUCUGUGCGACUCACACUCGUGAUCACACUGGAAGGUACAUCGUUCGCAUUCCACUCAAGGCACCAGCAUCGCUCAUAGGCAAUUCACACAAGAUUGCUCAAAGAUGUCUACAAAGCACGUUGCGACGACUCUCCAAGGAUUCAACAUACAACCAGCUCUACGUCGAGUUCAUGAAAGAGUACGAAGAAUUGGGACACAUGGACCUUUCUUCGCCGUACAACGAUGACAUCAACGACACCAAUCUUCAACAUUUCUUCGGUGACUAA
Osmia bicornis bicornis is the source of this 888-nucleotide messenger RNA. RefSeq lists its product as uncharacterized. The coding region runs from base 1 to 888 and encodes 295 amino acids. The record is from RefSeq and is a predicted model, not a curated record. The transcript is spliced from 2 exons. Lineage: Eukaryota; Metazoa; Arthropoda; Insecta; Hymenoptera; Megachilidae. Gene Ontology annotation, biological process: proteolysis. Gene Ontology annotation, molecular function: aspartic-type endopeptidase activity.